CAUUAGUGUCAAAAACAGCCUGAGCUGCGGAUGAUUGUUACGAUGACGGUUGUUCUCAGUGCUGUUGACUUUUAUCGUCGACCCAGUCACAUGAUGAGAAGUGAAACUGAUUCCUGCCUUUACCCUCACCUUCAGCUUUCACCUUCACUUUAAAGGUUCAGUUCACGUCACUGAUGAACUUCCAUACGUCCAUUUAGAGACACCCACAGGAAUGAUCAUGUUGUCCUCGGUCGCCCACUCGCUCCGUCUUGGUUGCCAAGGAAGCAGGCGGUCCAUAGCAACUGUCAUCUCUGGGAACAAGACGUCCAAGUUGGUGAGAGAGAGGCUGAAGAACGAGGUGGAGAAGAUGAAGAGUCAGUUCUCAGGGUUCAGACCCAGUCUGGUGGUCUUACAGGUGGGAGACAGAGACGACUCCAACCUGUACAUCAGCACCAAACUGAAGGCUGCAGCUGAGAUUGGAAUCGAUGCGAAACACGUGAGGCUCCCGAACACAGCGACGCAGGACGAGGUCCUGCGGAGCAUCAUGUCUAUCAACGAGAACCUGUCGGUCCACGGUCUGAUCGUUCAGCUCCCUCUGGACUCUGUGAACCACAUCAACAACGAACUCGUCACUAACGCCGUGUCCCCAGAGAAGGACGUGGACGGUCUGAGUUGUAUAAAUGCAGGGAAGUUGUCUCGAGGUGACCUGAGCGACUGUUUCAUCCCCUGCACUCCCAGCGGCUGCAUGGAGCUCAUCAGACAGACAGGUGUGUCUGUGGCGGGGAAACACGCGGUCGUGAUCGGUCGCAGUAAAAUCGUCGGCGCUCCAAUGCACGACCUGCUGCUGUGGAACCACGCCACCGUGACCACCUGUCACUCAAAGACACCUGACCUACCUGAACAGGUGAGCAGGGCUGAUAUCCUGGUGGUGGGAGCAGGUAGAGCAGAGAUGGUGAGAGGAGAGUGGGUGAAGGAGGGAGCAGUGGUGAUCGACUGUGGAAUCAACCACAUACCAGAUGAGACGAGGGUGAGUGGUAAGCGGGUGGUCGGAGACGUUCACUACACCUCAGCCAAUCAGAGAGCAGGAUUCAUCACACCUGUUCCAGGAGGGGUGGGGCCGAUGACGGUGGCCAUGCUCAUGGAGAACACGGUGCAGAGCGCUCAGCGUUUCCUCCUCAACAAUCAGUCGAGGACGUGAAACAUUCAACUGAACCAGCGAGGGAACUCAGAGACAGACAACUGUGGACAAGUGUGGACAGGUGUGGACAGGUGUGAAGAGGAGGAUGUUGGUGGCUCUGACACACAGACGAUGAUCUUCUUCUUCUUCUUCUUCUUUUAUGUGUUUCCUCUUCUGUCCAUUUUCUGACAUAAGUUUUUUUCUCUCAGUCUGACAGAAAUCUUUAUUCCUCUCUUCAUUGUCAGAGUUUGUUCAGAUGUCACUCACAGUUCAUCCAUUAAAACGUGGAGAGAACAGAUGUUUUUCUGGCUGAUUCCUGCAGUGAUAAAAACAGAUCCUGGACCUGCUCUGCUUGAACCUGGUUUUAUCAGUGUUCAGAUAAUUAAACAGAAAACUUGUAAAACAAUGUGAGAGAUGAACAGAGGAGGUUUGAUGGAGAAAUCUCACCUUCACUUUUUAAUUCUGAUGUUUUCUGUUUCUCUUCAAACAGAUCGAUGAUGUUUGAUUUUCUCUUUGUUUAAUUCAUUAACGUCCAGCAGCUUUAAUUAAAACCUCUUGUUAGAACUGCAGCAGCUCAUUACAAUGUCCGCCGCCCCCUGAUGGUCGUCAUGGUGAUGAUGGAGCAGAGGAGGAGGUCACGUUAUGCAGCAUAGAGAGGACGUUCCCUCAGGAGACUGAUGGUCGGGUCAUGACCUCAGCUGUGUUGUUAAUAGUGUAACCAUGACGACGGUUCACCUGCUGUUUUCAGGGCGAUACCUCAGGGCACGCUCCUAUUGGUCGAUCAGGAUGAAGAAUAAACAGCCCACGACCUUUAACCCCUCCAGAACAGAAGGGAGUCAGAGGUCAUGGAAACGUGAUCAAGUAUCUGAUCAGUGUAUUGAUUAUUGAUCCUGUCCAACUCAUGUAAAUGUUGUUAGAAUUAUUGUAAUGUGAUUAAUGUCUGGUUUCAUUAGAAUCAUGUGACUCUGUUUCCUGUCUGUUCUCUGUGCUGUAACAUCAAUUUAAUAAAGUUUGAUUGAAUCACA
Messenger RNA from Lates calcarifer (barramundi perch), 2181 nucleotides. RefSeq names its product methylenetetrahydrofolate dehydrogenase (NADP+ dependent) 1a, methenyltetrahydrofolate cyclohydrolase, formyltetrahydrofolate synthetase (gene mthfd1a). Gene Ontology annotation, biological process: tetrahydrofolate interconversion. The record is from RefSeq and is a predicted model, not a curated record. Gene Ontology annotation, molecular function: methenyltetrahydrofolate cyclohydrolase activity; methylenetetrahydrofolate dehydrogenase (NADP+) activity. Lineage: Eukaryota; Metazoa; Chordata; Actinopteri; Centropomidae. The coding region runs from base 212 to 1177 and encodes 321 amino acids. Gene Ontology annotation, cellular component: cytosol. The transcript is spliced from 12 exons.